Molecule: messenger RNA, 1110 nt
Organism: Prorocentrum cordatum
Lineage: Eukaryota; Dinophyceae; Prorocentrales; Prorocentraceae
Source: the annotation of a GenBank genome assembly
AUGUUCCUUGAGGCCCUACAGGAAGCGCGCCUGGCCGGCGCCCGCGCCUGCGCGGAGCGGCGCUCGGACACGGAGGGCAGGCCGGCGGCGGAGGUGGCGGCGCUUUCCGAGCUGUUCCCCUACCCCCUCGACGAGCCCCAGCGGGAGGCCGCGAGGCGGCUCGCCGAGGGCGAGGACGUGCUGUGCUGCAUGCCCACCGGCUCGGGCAAGACCGCCGUGGGCCUCUUCGCAGUUUGGCGGUCGCUGCUGCGGGGCAGGCGCGCCUACUUCACCACCCCGCUAAAGGCGCUGUCUGGCCAGAAGCGGCGCGAGCUGUCUGCGAUCUUCGGGCAGGGCGCCGUCGGCCUGGUCACCGGAGACCACAGCGUGCUGCCGGGAGCGCCGGUGGUGGUGAUGACCACCGAGGUUUUCCGGAACUUGUUGUAUUUGCCGAACUCGGACGCUUCGUCGUCGUCGCUGGGCUUAGACCAGUUGGACUGCGUGGUGCUGGACGAGUUGCACUUUAUCAACAACCCCUCCCGUGGAGUGGCGUGGGAGGAGGCCAUCAUACACUGCCCGCCCGGCGUGCAGAUCCUGGGCCUCUCCGCCACAGUGGGCGGAGAUCCAGAGGUGUUCUGCCAGUGGUGGGCACGGACGCGCGGCAGAGGGAGGAGGUGCCGCCUGGUGUCGUCCGACUGGAGGCCAGUGCCGUUGCAUUUCUACGUGCUGCAGGAGCUCGAGCGCCGCCGCGCCAAACGCCUGUACCACCUCGCGGACUCGGGCAGCCUGCAGCACGCGCGGGCAGGAUGUUGUGCCGACGCGGAACAGGAGAUGACGAAAAACAGUUUUACCGUGAUCAUCGAUAGCGACGUGGACGUGAUGAUCUACAGUCGCCAUCUAAACCAGUGCCAGGCGAAUGGUCUGCUCACUGGCGCCAUCCUGGUCAACGAGACGUUGCAGGCGCUGCAGGGCGCCAGCAUGGACGUACAGGGCAUCGACGUCGGAGCCAAGCCGGAACCGAACACCACGGAGGUCGCGUGGAAACACUUGUCUGAGUUGAAGGAGGAAGCCUUCCGACAGACGAUCCCCAAGGCGAGCACGUUCGCCAACGAGCAGGACGAAUUGUCCUAG